Molecule: messenger RNA, 528 nt
Organism: Talaromyces amestolkiae
Lineage: Eukaryota; Fungi; Ascomycota; Eurotiomycetes; Eurotiales; Trichocomaceae
Exons: 2
Coding region: 1-528 (175 amino acids)
Biological process (GO): regulation of transcription by RNA polymerase II
Cellular component (GO): mediator complex
Molecular function (GO): transcription coregulator activity
Source: RefSeq, a predicted model, not a curated record
AUGGAUGAGUCUACCCCAAACAGUCAGACCUUCUCAUCCGCCGAUCGGAUCAGGCAGUUGAAUGAAAUUGACAAAGACAUCGCGAAACUUGUCAACUCCGCUGGUCUAGCCAUACAAGCCUUAACUAACGCGAAAUCUACUGGAACCACAACCGGCAACACAGUCACCGAGCGCAAAGCCGCGUUCAAGGAUUCAACCUCACAAUACUUCUCGCUUUUAUCGUCGAUCGAUGUUCGACUGAGACGGCAGGUCUAUGCGCUAGAAGAAGCGGGAAUACUGGAGGCCGAGUCGUCCACUGCGACCACUGUGUCAUUCAAAAAUGACACUGUUACUACGACUGGCGCGGGGGCCGGUGGCACAGGAACAGCCGCGGGCACGUUCAAUCCUCUCGAGAUCAGCUGGCUGAAUAGUCGCAAGGAUACUGUAGGAAAAGAUAAAGAGGCGGAAUCAUGGGCUGCUGCACGAGAGUUUUUGAAUCGAGCUCGAGAUGAUUCUUCGAAGAGUGAAGCGAUGGAUACCGAUUCGUGA